AUGGAAAGUAAGAGGGACAUAUCGCCCCUCGAGAUCGACAGCGGAAAGAAUCCAGUUUACGAUACCACGAUCAGAGCACCAGAUGACCAGAAGUCCGGGGAUCCUGGACAAACUAUCAGUGGCUGGAGAUGGAUUGCCGUCGUCCUGGCAAUUUUGAGUAGUACAUUUGUCUUCGCCUUAGGCAACACAAUCACAGCUAAUAUCCAAGCUGAUAUUAUCCGGAAUUUCGAUGCAGUUACUAAACUCACCUGGAUUAGUGUUGGAUUGGUGAUGAGCGCCUCGGCAACAGUGCUUCUCCGGGGAAAGAUCUUUUUCCAAUUCAAUAGGAAAUGGACAUAUAUCAUCAGUGUUGCCAUAUUUGAAGUCGGUUCUGCGGUUUGCGGCUCCUCCCCGAGUAUGAAUGCCCUAAUCGUCGGGCGAGUGCUCUGCGGUAUUGGGGGUUCAGGAUUGUAUAUUGGUGUGAUGACCCUUCUGGCCGCGACAACCACCCUCCAUGAAAGACCUAUGUAUGUAGCAAGCACCGGUUUGGCCUGGGGCUUAGGCAUGGUUUUAGGUCCAAUUGUGGGAGGAGGCUUUAGUAAGAGCUCUGUUGGAUGGCGAUGGGCCUUCUACAUUAACCUGCUGAUCGCUGCUGUCUGCGUGCCUGUCUACCUCUUCCUUUUUCCAAAUAUCGACCCUCGCAAAGGCACAGGCUUCAUGAACCGCAUCCGAGAAAUCGCCUUAGUGGCAGCAUUCUUAACCUCGGUGCCUUUCUCUCCGGAAUCAUGGCUAUUUCUUUCGGUGGCCUCACUUGGGCCUGGAACAGUGGCAAGAUCAUCGGCCUUGUACGCUAUCUUUACGACUGCUGAGAGACGCAUUUUAUCUAUUGAAUUCUUCAAGUCACGAACAAUGCUCGUUCUCUUUGCAUCUACAUCUGCUGCAGGUACAGCUUGUUUCGUUCCAAUCUACAUGAUCCCACUGUUCUUCCAAUUUAUGUGUGGUGAAGAUGCUUUUGGAUCCGCUGUGCGCCUUCUUCCGUUCAUUGUACUCUGUAUCUUUGCUAUCAUUGUCAAUGGGGGGAUCAUGUCUGCCUUUGGUCUGUACAUGCCGUGGUAUACUAUUGGAGGUGCACUAAUGCUCAUUGGCGGUGCAUUCUUAUACACUGUUAAUGUCGACACCAACGUCGCCCAUAUAUACGGCUACAGUAUUAUCACUGGUCUGGGAACAGGAAUGUAUCUACAAGCAUCCUUCUCCGUGGCCCAGGCAUCAGUCAAACCCCAACAGUUCGCUAGUGCAUCCAGUUUCAUCACCUGUGCCCAGGUGGUAGGCACAACAAUCGCCCUUGCCAUUGCUAAUUCGGUUUUCCUAAAUAAGGCUCAGGAGAACAUCAUUCAUAUUCUGCCUAAUAUUUCGCUGCAGGAAGUUCUAUCGGUUAUCUCCGGAACGUCGUCGCUUGUCUCAUCUUUGCCAGCAGACAAGCAGACAGCGUUGGAGUCUGGUAUCGUCAGUGCUAUGGGUCACACAUAUAUUCUUGUAAUUACUGCGGGCUCUUUGACAGUGUUGUUGAGUUUAUUGAUGAAGAGGGAGCGUCUGUUUAUGCAGGCUGGGGCAGCUGUUUAA
Molecule: messenger RNA, 1599 nt
Organism: Talaromyces stipitatus ATCC 10500
Lineage: Eukaryota; Fungi; Ascomycota; Eurotiomycetes; Eurotiales; Trichocomaceae
Product: efflux pump antibiotic resistance protein, putative
Exons: 2
Coding region: 1-1599 (532 amino acids)
Biological process (GO): transmembrane transport
Molecular function (GO): transmembrane transporter activity
Source: RefSeq, a predicted model, not a curated record